Molecule: messenger RNA, 861 nt
Organism: Aspergillus bombycis
Lineage: Eukaryota; Fungi; Ascomycota; Eurotiomycetes; Eurotiales; Aspergillaceae
Exons: 1
Coding region: 1-861 (286 amino acids)
Biological process (GO): spindle assembly
Cellular component (GO): cytosol; HAUS complex
Source: RefSeq, a predicted model, not a curated record
AUGGACAGCCCCCUCCUCUCCCCCGCCAAAGCGCGACAAGCAGCCAUCCAGGCCAAAGACUGGGCCUUCGUCAACUCCUGGCUCAGUCGCCACUACGCCCCGAACCCAGUCCCCACAUUCGAGCGAAACGAAGAUACACUGCGCACAUUGCUUGCCCUAGCGGCUGCGAACGACGCGGCCGACGAGCAAGCGGCUCUCCUACACCAGGCACGCGAACAAGCCGUGGAGGGGUUCAAGGCGCGCGAAAAGACCGAAGAGAAACAGAAGAAAGAAAUACUUGACGAGCUAGAGCUUUGUCUCGACGAGAGGGGGGAACAGGAUCUGGACGAUCUGGCGAAAUCGGCUGCGGCGUUGGGCGCGCUGAGCGCGGAGGCGGGACACCUGGGGCAAUCGAUUAUCGAUCUGACGAAGGAGGAAUUUGGUAUUGAAGACCAGUUGGCCAAGGUGGAUAAGCUACAUGAUUAUCUGCAAACCGAAUUGGAGGCGCUGCGUCGGCAAUUGGAUGAACUCAGGUCCGAUCCGGCUUAUCAAGUUCCGGCUGAUCUGCCGGCUAGGACGGCGGAGUGGACAAAAGGUACGAAAGCUCUCGCUGCUAAAGCGGGUGAAUAUCAGGAUAGGGCUGCUACGUUGAAGAGAAAUCAAAGUGAAGGGCCUACGUUGGAAGAAUUGCUGGCGGAAGAGGACGACGUCAAGAAGCUUAUGAGCACGGUCAAAACUUUGGAACAUCGACUUCAGUUGUUCCAUGACCUUCCUACAGAUGUCCAAGGGGCGCGGGCUAAGUAUCGAGAGUUGCUAGAGGAACUCGAUGAGCUUACCCAGGAACGAGACUCGAAGCUUGGUCAGUCCGUACGGGGGAAGUGA